Messenger RNA from Strongylocentrotus purpuratus (purple sea urchin), 3206 nucleotides. It is a transcript of the gene ntaq1, whose product is annotated as protein N-terminal glutamine amidohydrolase. Gene Ontology annotation, cellular component: cytosol; nucleus. The coding region runs from base 126 to 737 and encodes 203 amino acids. Lineage: Eukaryota; Metazoa; Echinodermata; Echinoidea; Camarodonta; Strongylocentrotidae. Gene Ontology annotation, molecular function: protein-N-terminal asparagine amidohydrolase activity; protein-N-terminal glutamine amidohydrolase activity. The transcript has 6 exons. The record is from RefSeq and is a predicted model, not a curated record.
UUUUGCUUUGUGUGCUCCAUUAACAUUCUGCACAUGACCUCACCCGCUCGAUCGUCGGUUCAACCUGAAAGACAAGUUUGUUCGUUUGCGGAAAUUAAUUAGAAGAUUAAAACAAUCACAUCAUAAUGCCGAGUGAAACUAUCCCAUUGAGUAUCCUGCCUCCUUUGGCUGAGUGUUUUUACUGUACUUGCUAUUGCGAGGAAAAUGCCUGGAAGAUGUGUGAAAGUGUUCAGAAGAAUUUCCCCAAUGAAUUGAGCAGGGCUUAUGCUGUCUUCAUCUCAAAUGAUGAGAGAAAGGUUCCUCUUUGGAUGCAGAAACAAAGUCCCAGUGAAGAAGUUCCUAUAGUUUGGGAUUACCAUGUCAUUAUGGUCCACCAGCAUCCAUCCUCAGGUAGUCAGGUCUAUGAUAUGGAUACAAGUUAUACAUUCCCUGUCGACUUUGAAAAGUACGUCACCACAGCAGUGGGUACCAACGAUCGUCUGAUGGAGGAAUUUUACAGAUUCUUCAGGGUGAUUCCGGCACAGGAGUUCUUGGAUACGCUCGCAUCGGAUCGUUCUCACAUGAAGAAAGAGGAUGGAGAAUAUAAGUCACCCCCUCCUUCGCAUCCUUGCAUAGUAGCUAAAGAUGGUACAACAAUGAAUCUAGAUUCUUUCAUCAAAAUGGAGAAAGGAACCGGUCAUGGAGAGGUCAUGACCUUGGCGGAGUUCACAACAAAGUUCAUGGAGUCAAGCGACUAAAAUAGUACCAGGGGUAAUAAGUCUGAGAACUGUUUACUUUAAAAGUGAGAAAUAGCUCAUCAUAACAAAUUUUCUACAAAAUGACAACGAGCUGUUGGUUCAUGACUGCGCAUAUGUGGCUGCAUAUUUGUUGGUUUGGUUUGUUAGUUUGUUUUACCCGACUGCUCACGUGGUAGUGUCUAUUAUAAUAUUUCAUUUCAGUGAGGCGCGAUGGCUCAGUGGUAGAGCAGUGGUCUUUUAACCGAGAGGUCCCGGGUUCGCAACUGAUUCAAUGCGCUCAUGCCCUUUAGUAAGGAAUUAAUCCUCAUUACCAAGUCCCUCGGAGAAGACUUAAAGUCGUUGGUCCCCUGGUUGCUUACUUACAACCAUACACAUGCUUUCUCAGCAGUCGGGUAAAAGAAACGAACCAACCAACCUUCAACAAUGUACUAAUGGAAGUUCCACAGAAACGGUGGUAGAAGUUUCAAUUAAUCAUUAAGAUUGUGGAUACACAUAAACAUGUCAACAACUCUUAUUCUUUAAGUAUCAUGUAUUUUUUUAAUGAAUUGUAAAACAACAAAAAUAGUAUUGCGCAUUGUUUGAGAUAGAGAUUAAAGAAUUUACUAAUCAUCCCUGAUAUGAAUGUUCAUGGUAAUGAUAGUGCUAUAAAUAUAUAUAGCUUUUAGUUUUAUAAUAUGAUCAGUUAUCAGUACUACAGAUAGUUUGUAAGUGCAAUUUCCUUUGGCCUUUCAAAGUCCCUUGAUGAUUAUUGCUUUGAAAUAUAAUGAAUGUCAGUGACUAUUGUUUAAAAGAGAGGUUUUACUUUUUGUAAUUGUUAGAAACUGGUCACGAUGGAUUCUAUGAAAUACAUUCCAUUGUUCAUCACGUUUAGCUUCACCUCAUAUGAAAUAUGAAACAAGGUUUAAAUUGUCCAUGUGGCACAUACCCUUAGCGCUUCACGAUUUGAUGUGUUUUUGCAUGAUUUUAAUUUUUUUUUUUUUGUACACGUUGGUAUGUUUCAACAUCAAUACAGGUUCUUUCUACACUUUCGUAGAACACUGUUUUCUCGAUCAUGUUAAAGUAACUCGUACAAGAUCAAUAUUUUUAUUUUAUCGUUAUUGAUAUUUCUAUCCCUGUACCCAUACUUAAUCAUAUAAAUGAAGUUGAAGUUUGAAGUUUGAAGUUUAUUGUCCAAACAAAAAGUACAUCAAUAUAACAAGCAAAUGUGAAUGUUUAACAUUGAAAGGAUAAAUGGGACCAGAAAAUAGAAUUAAAUGCUAAUCGUGUCUGGUACCACUUACACGCAAAAGUAUCAACAAUGAAUGAGAAUGUAAUGAUGAAAGAAAUGAGGAUGUGAAGUUGGAAUAAUGAUCCUUGCUACCUUCCCAGAUUGGAUGGGGGAUGGAAAGAGUUUGUCCAUGCAAAAUAUUCAGACCAAAAUAGGAUUGUGCUUGAUUGCGUACUGGGCUCCGUUUCAUAAAACCCGUUAUCAAUAACAAAUGUUAAAUAUAUAUGACAUAUUUGUUCUCAGCCAAUCAAAUUCCACGAUUUUAGUAGCUUUUAACAGUUAUUGUUACUUGUUUUGUUAAAAAGUUUGGUGAAAUAGGGCCCUGACCUCUCCUAUCUUUAGAUGCUUGUAAUAUUAAAUAAAAUGGAAUUAGAGUGAUCCUUCAAAAGACAGGUUGAUUGUAGGUGUGUUCAACUAUUUUAGUCCAUUGGAUAUGAUUUUAUUGUGGUAUUCGAUGCAUUUGCAUAAAUUGCUUAGUUGUCUUGGACCCAGUGUACAACCAGAUGAAAAUUUGGGACUGUAAUUAUUGCAGUGUAGAAAGCUGCUGCAUUUCUGCUUGAGUCUCAUGUCGCCACUAAUAAUAAAGACUAUAAUGUGCAACAUAUCCACCCAGAGGGUGCUCAAGGCGCUUACAAUGAGCUACAUAUAAACUAUACUUAGAUACAAUCAUGCUUAAUACAGUACAUUAUACAUGGUGAAAAAGACGUUAUUAGUUAAAGUUUUCAGACUGGCCUUUGAUGUUAACUGUGUGACAGAAUUAGGAGAUUUAAAGAAAACUACAUGUCAGCCAAGAAUCAUAUGGUAACCAAUUUUACGCAUCACUGUAUAAGUACAUUCAUUUCCAUGUUAUAUCCUAUAUUUUCGAUUAUUUUGCCUUAGAUUGAAGGAGUUAUUCCUAUAUUGUAACUUUAAACACUAUUUAUCAAGUUAAAAUUUAAGACUUUUAUGGAGUUAUUCAAGUAAGUAAAUUUUGGAGCCUAUAUUACUGAUUAUUUUGCCUUAGAUUGAAGGAGUUAUUCCUAUAUUGUAAUUUUAAACACUAUUUAUGAUGUUAAAAUAUAAGACUUUGAUGGAGUUAAUCACAAAAUUAAAUUAAAACUGAAAUAACAAUAUUAUAUUGCUAUAUAUGGAUGUAUGAAACUACUUUCUGUAACAUUUUUCGCUUAGUGAAAUAAAGAAAAUUGGUUUGUUUACUACCUGGA